Molecule: messenger RNA, 7296 nt
Organism: Cyprinodon tularosa
Lineage: Eukaryota; Metazoa; Chordata; Actinopteri; Cyprinodontiformes; Cyprinodontidae
Product: germ cell-specific gene 1-like protein
Exons: 5
Coding region: 447-1370 (307 amino acids)
Cellular component (GO): plasma membrane
Source: RefSeq, a predicted model, not a curated record
UUGCCUCUGGCUGCAAUCACUCUGAAAAUGCUGGGGAUAUGUAAGCAGCAAGAGCCUUAUUUUGAUUAUAAUCUCAGCCUGGACUAUGCUCACAGGAAGGUUGGACCAUAAUUUGCCAUUUGUAAUGGAUAACAUUUUAUGAUGAGAUUUUCUGAUGGGGAGGAGCAAUGGGUUUAAUUUGAUAUACAGCAUGAAAUGGGGGUGGGGGGGAGGGGGUUUGAGUGAAGCAAAGACAAAAAAAAUGGGUCUUUUGUGGUGUGGUGAAGAAAUGCAGAACAGACGAAGAGCUGGUGGAUGGAGGCUCUCAAUUCUCACCCAAGGAGCCUCAAACGCAACGAGAUUAUGAAGAUUUGACAUAUCUGCUGGGAAGCAAAAAACAGUGGCUACAUAUUCCAAGCCAGGAUUAGUCGCCUUUCCAUUUCAGCUCCUUUGCCCUGGCCUCAAACAUGAGGCUAGAGCGCGGGCGGCGAGCUUCCCUGGCAAUUACCCUCAACUUUGUGGCUUUGGCUUUUGCCGUGUCAGCUGUCACCACCAGCUACUGGUGUGAGGGGACCAGGAAGGUGCCCAAACCCUUCUGCUCAGGACCGCCUAUGAAAAUGAAACAGUCGUACUGCAUCCGCUUCAACAGUUCAAACCUCAACGACAGCCGGCAGGUGCAAUAUAUCUUUGAGACAGGAGAGGAAAAGUUUAUUCUGAGGAAGUUCCAUACUGGAAUAUUUUUCUCCUGUGAGCAGGCUGCUGAUAUGAACGGAUUUGACUGUCGAAGCUUUGCUGAGAUUGCACCUGAACAUCAUAGAGGUGUGCUGUGGCUGUGUGUCGUUGCAGAGAGUCUGUACCUCGGUCUGCUCUUCAUAGGCGGAGUUCUCCUGAUUAUGGAGCAGGGUUCCUGCUUCAGCGUCAUGAACAAGUUAAAACUCAGUGCCUUCGCCGCCAUGUGCACUGCUCUUUCAGGCCUUUGUGGGAUGUUAGCCCACAUGAUGUUCACCACCAUAUUCCAUCUUGCUGUCGCUAUCGGACCUGAAGACUGGAGGCCCAAGACUUGGGACUACAGCUGGUCUUAUGCCUUAGCCUGGUGCUCUUUUGGCACCUGCAUGGGCUCUGCAGUGACAACCCUGAACAGGUACACAAAGACCAUCAUAGAGUUUAAAUACAAGAGGCACAGCAUUGAGAAGAACCUGAUGAUCAAGCAGAAGAUGGUGGAGCUGGGUCUGCCUGAGCAGAUGUGGGACAUGUACUUGACUGCUGUUCCGGGUGAGGCGGAGGUACCACCAGAACCCUUGGUAAAUGGCCACAAGCCUUCGACGGGAACGCCGUAUGUGUUUGAAGAAAUGGAUCAACCACCAGAACAACAAGUGGAGGCAUACUGUUAAAAACACUGCAUGAAAAAGAAAGAGGAUAUUGACUCUUUUUGUUCUCUGCUUCAAAGCUCAUUUGUAUCUGCAAGAUUACAACUAAGACAGCACCCUUCUGCAUGAACUUGAGUGGAAUUUGCAGGUUUUUGUCCAAGAUGCAUUAAAACUGUAAUUUGCUGCAGAUGCACUGGGAUGAACAGCGGUUCUAAGAUUUAUGAACUAAACAAUCUGUGGUGUGUCAAGGUUGCAUCGCUGAAAUGGAGCAGGACACAAAUAAGCAAAACUGUCUCUACAGCAUUUCCUGAAUGCUGAUGGAGUUAAAUGGCUGGAAACAGGCAAAGAUGGAUACACUGACCUCAAACUAUUUUAUUUUUCUUAUUUUUCUUUUUCUUCUUUUUCUUUUUUCGGGGGGGGGGGGUCGCCUCUGUUGGAAAAUGGGAAUUAAAAAAAUGCUAAUUAUGUGAGUGGCAGCUAUCUUUGAAACAUUCGUUGAAAAGCCUGGAAAAGUAAAGAAUAUUUUUUUUAUAUUUUACCAUUAAAUCUGGGACUAUGGAAAAAGCUUCAGAUCUAAUUUCCAUCCUCUGUUUUAUAAAAAACUAAAACUUAUUCAUGAUUUAUAAAUGGAGUCAAACAGGGACCUUUUUUACAACUGUUUGCGACUCACUCAUUUUGAACUCAAGUGAUAAGGUUGCAUCAAUGUUUUUUUAAACUGGUCAGAUUGCAAGGUCCAAACAAAGCACAAUGCAAACUGGGGGUUUCACUCCAGCUUUAACUCCAAUGCUCAUUAGACAAUUCUAAACCUCAUAUUCUGAAACAAAUCUGAAUUAUUUUAGUUCACAUUCCAAAAGCAUUAAAAUGACCCCAAACUUCAACACUCAAAGCCAAUUAUUGGAGGCUACAGAAAAGCGUGUUUUAAAAAAAGGAAGAAAAAAGAAAAACAAAAAAGUAAAACUUCAAUGAAAACUGGAAAUUUAAAUCAAAGGUUUUAAAAAGUAUGGUCAUUUUAAUUGUAAUCCUUAAGAGUCUAGCAUUAUCUCCUUACAUAUGAUUUCCUAGAAGUUGAUUUAUGUUAGUUUUCCUGUUAUGAAUUUAUUUGUUGUUGUUGUUUUUUCGCUUGUUUUAGGACUGAAGGAUCCGAAAGAUCAAAAAGAGGCCAAGCAACAGAUGUAACAGACAGAGAGCAUCACUAUUUAAACCAAACUCAGGGUUUCUUAUAAAAAUAACAUUUGUUUGAACCUUAUGUGGUCUGACUGUGAGAUCCUUUCACACAUUUGUGUCUCUUUAUGUCAGGACAUAAAGAGACACAAGGACUUGACUUCAUCUUCUACUGAUGGCUCUCAAUAAAUAAAAAGAAUUUCUGUUGAAUGCUUGUGUUGGAAAAAAAGAUUGCAAACAGAGCAUAAGCAAAUGUGGUCAUAAGUUUACAUUCACAAGGAUAACCUUUUAUUAUGCCAUAUUUAAAAAAUGUCAGGUGUGUGAGCAGCAAAUAAGGGAACAUUUUUACAACAUCAGUGGAUCACAUCCCUGCACCUUCAGAUGCGGAUGGGUGGGUCUCUGACUGUUGUUUCGGGCCAUAGGCCAAGCACGGGUAUGAAGUACUAGGCCUUCUUAAGCCAUUUUCCUACUGAAAACUCUGUUUUUUUAAAUCCAGUCGUUGACCCACUAACAAUCUGCUCUGGCUCUGUUCCCAUUUGACCGAAAAGCCGAGUCUGACCCCCUGCUAGAAAGCUGCAUGGCCACUGUCCCCCACCACUGCGUGUCUGAUCAUGGCAUAACGCUGGGAAAGCAUUGUUGAUGUCAACAAUGUGACAGAAAUCAGAGAAGUAACUAAUAGACAGCAACAUGGACAGCGUCCAGAGCAUAGUCAUUCUAUAGUAUUCUUUAGUAUUUGGCUCUUUUAUCGGUCUGAAUCCCUCUUACUAGUGCAGCGCUAUGUUUAUCAAAUGUAAACAGAGUUCUUGCGGCUUGUUAGAUCAGAGGCGACUGGCGUAGUGUGUUGACAUCCGUAAAUUAAGUUCAAUGGUGUCACGUAACUUAGUAGGUCAACCCGGGACUAAAGUUCACACAGCACACGAGUCAGAGCUGAGUGUCUUUUUUUUGGCCAGUGUGAAAGGGGUAUUAGUGUCACUGACGUGGUAGAUAUCGUUAUAGAUCAAACCUUGCUGGGGGACUUCAAGAAACAUCAGUGACAGAAACAACAGUGAAACCUGAAAAGUGUCAUCAGAAAGAGAAACAGACACUCAACUCUGAACAUGACACGCUAGACCAAAGGUCAAUUAUCUUUGUUGUCGUAUAUUCUGACCUUCAGUCGCAUGUCUUGGGUGAUGAGAGGAGUUGAGCUAUCCAGAGAUGAGCACCUGUUGAAGUGUUGGAUAUGCUUGAAGAACACAGAAAGACUUGGCAGGCCAAAGGAGUAGUGAGAUCCUGCUGGGAAUACCUGGUUUAGUCCUGUUUCAGGGACAAAUGUAACUCCCACCUCUGAGCUUCUCCCAGAUUAUGUGUAUGUCUGGGAACAUGGAGUCACCAUGUCUGGAUUACGUUCUAUAGCUGUGGCUAUUGUCUGUGGUACCUGUUUAGCAGCAACCCCUUAAUCCAGUGGAGGACACUGAUAAUUUUGGAUGCAAUCAAGCUGAAUAUUCAGUCCUAUACAGCCUGGUUUGCUUGUGGGGCUCCUGAGGAAACGAGGAGGUAACAUGAGACCAAGUCUGCCGCGGCCUAGAUGGUUGCCUAAGCAAAAACUCUGGCCUGGGAGGUGUUUGGAGAGACAAUCAAGAAAGACUAUUAGUCAGACUCAAAAGAAUUAUGGUAACCUUUUCAGUGCCUCUGGAGGGGAAGCAGUGCUUUGCUAAUGCUUUUUAUCAUUAGGAGUGGGGAGCUGCUGACCUUGACUGAGGACAUUUUUGGACUGUGCAAGGAACACAUUGAGGGUCUCCUCAAACUGGCUGUAAUGCCUGCCCUGGUGGACGCGGAGGAUGGGUGGUCAGAGCCACACUUAUUUAUCAAAAACAAAAAACUCCAUUGAGCCAAGGAUUCAGGGUUGGAUUCCCUAAUUACCUUUGGUCUCUAGAUGUUGUUGAGCUGUUGAGGUUGACAUUCCUCUACAACAUUGUAUGGCAGUCAGGGACAGUGCCCCUGAACUGGCAGACUGAGUUGGUGGUCCCUGUCUACAAGAAGGGAGAUCGAAAGGUGUGUUUCGACUACAGGGGAUAACACUUUUCAGCCUCAUCAGGAAAACCUAUGUCAGGGUGCUGGAGCGGAGAGCCUAUGAGGCUAACUGUUGAAUAUUAAUGCUUGGCUCCAGUAAGAGCAGUGUGCUUUUACUGGCCAUGAAACCCUGGAGUGGCUCUACACCCUCAAGGUUGAUUGGAUUUAACCUAAACGGUCCACGUUUGCUCUGUGGGCUAGGUACCAUCCAGUAGCUGAAAGCGGGGCAAGAGUCUGUUCGGUUGCCUGUAUUAAGUUUUACCUGUCCGUGGUGCAUGCUUACUCCUGCAGGGCUUCCCUCUUUCACUGGUCCUGUUCAUAAAUUUUAAGGAUCAUUGGCUUUCUCCUGCCAAGAUCUAUGGACCAGUUCGCAGCCGAGUGCGAAGUGGCCAGCAGGAAGAUGAGCUCCUCCAAGUCCGAGUCCAUGUGUCUUAAUUGGAAAAAGGUGACUCGCCCUCUUCAUGUUGGAGAAAAGUUCCUGCCUCAGCUGGAGGAGUUCGAGUCUCUUAGGGUCCUGUUCACAAGUGAGAGGAAAAUGGAGCAGGAGAUCAAAAACAGAUCGGUGAAGUUGCUACAGCAAUGCAGACGCUCCAAUUGUCUGUUAUGGUGAAAAGAGAGCAGAGCCAAAAAGGCUAAAUUCUCAUGAGUUAAAGAGAAGGAUCCUGGAUACUAGUGGCUAAAAUGAAUAUCCCCCGCAGGUUGACUAUUAAAAGCUUUGCCGUCCGGUAGAGGAUCUGAGUGGAGGUGCUUCUCCUCCACAUUGAGAGAAGUCAAUUGAGGUGGUUCAGACCUCUUCUUCGGAUGCCCCAUGGACGCAUCCCUCAGGAGGUGUUCCAGACAUAUCCGACCAGGAGGAGGCCCAGGGGGAUGGUUGGACUAUAGCCAACUAAGGAACCGAACUAACUGACUGAAGCUCUGCACAGAUUUUUAGUUUUCAGAGGGUAGUGUAAGUGGUGCUCAUGUCCCUCUCAGUAAGUCUCUCUCAGGUGGACUUUCUCACUUAAAAAUAGAUUCAAACUACUUUUUACCCACUUAUCACAGCAAAUAUACCUGCCAUUGUUACAGGCAAAGAAAGGAUAGAGUAGCUCCGCCUAACGUGCUUCAGACCCACUUUUUUUUACCGCACAGCUAGAGCAGCGAAGAUGCUUCAGUUCUGCGUCAGAACUAAACUUUUACAAGCAUCAAAAAUGAAGCAGCAUGUGCACUUUGCUGCUCUUGCUGUUUUAGGUGUGAAUAUAGCAUAACAGUGCCUAACUUCCAGCCCAUUGUUCAUGUGUCAGGGUACGUACACAGGGGGAGGGACAAGCAGACGACCAUGAUUGACGUGUCAGAAACCAAUAGUGUACAACGGACCGUGUUUUGUGAUUGGCAGGGGUUACUCAUUGAUUUCACACCAGAGCGGGGACCAUUUAUUUUAUGCUCACUUCCAGACCUUCUAUUUCCCUGCUUGCUAAGCAGCUGUGGGGAGAUCUUCAAGCCACAUAUUAAAAAAUGCAUCAGAAAAGAUCUCCUACAGCACCUUUCUGUCUUUAAAAAAUAUAAAAUGUAUACCUUUCACUCCUAACAUAGUGAAAGGUAUACCUACCACUUCAAACGCAUAGACAUACACAUACAGAUAUACAUCUACUCUCAUGGGUUUUUCUAUUCGACAAAGUAUUAUUCCAUCCAACAAGUCUCAGAGCAGUCUUGUUUAUCACAGCAGUUUGAUGCAGACAAACUACUAACUUCAUUCAAUCAUGAUUACCAAGGAGAGUUAGAUAAACAAUAUGAGUGCUCCCAAUUCUUGUUUUUAAAUGUAACUACAGUUGUAUGUGGUGAAAUCAGUCCAACAUGAGGAACAACCAGCUUUAAUAAAUAAUUGAAAGCCCCAAGUUAUUAUAAAAUUAAUAUUCAAAUUAGGUGACUGUUUAUAUAUAUGAACGUUCCUUGAAUGCAACUGUCCUGCAGCUUAGGCAUGCGUCCUGCUCCAACACACCUGAAACAAAAUGCCAAAUUACCUCCUUGACAUGUGGGUAGGCUUACCAGAGGCCUAGACAUUAUCCAAUCAUUUGUUUCAGGUGUGUUGAAGAAGGGAUGCAUUGAAAAGCUGCAGGACAGUGGGACUGAGGACCAACAUUGCCUACCCCUGGUUUACCUGAUGUCAAUGGGCUUGCUUUCUCAAUAAAUAAAACCCCAAUUCAGAAAUGUGUAUGUAUGUAACUACACUAUGAAGAUAUAUAGUAAAGCGCGGCUUUUAGAUUCAUUCAAUGUGAGCUCUUCAAAAAGCUCAAAAACGGCAGAGAAAAUCCUAUUCACAUCUGUUUACAGCAUCCGGUCUCUGAUCGUUUAGUUUCUCAGUUCAUCUCUUUCUGAUGGACCAGCUGUUGCAGUGGUACAUUUAAUCCCACUCGACUGCAACAAUAUAAGCCACAGUAUGAUCUUAUUGUUUUAUUCUAGGCUAAGGAUGAGAACAAAAUGAUGACACAAUUGAAGUUGCUUAUCAACUCGUGUACAAUACAGCUCAUGAUGUUUGGAAAGCUUGAAAAGAGUAAAGUAUAGAUGUCUUUUGUAAUUAAAAAAUAAAAUACCUGCUUAAAAUUCAAUUAAGAUUUUUUUAUAUUAUUGAUACACUGAAAUUGAUGAAACAUUAAGGAUCAUAAUGUGUAAAAACACAAAAGAAACAUCUUUGUUUCUUCAUGUCUGGGGGAUAUCCAACCAUGCAUCCAUCUCUCUGUCUGUCUUUGUCUUUCAUGAAGGUAUU